CUGCAGAACCUGUUUGGUUGGUCACUUUACGCAUAUCUGUCAGGAGCUCUAUACCUGCCCAAGUGAGCAAAGGUAUCAGAUUUAGUCAGAGUUUAGAGGAGUCAACAUCUGCACCUGCAUCUCAGCGUUGGACCCCUUACAUCAGCAUCUUCAGAUUUUCUAAGGACCCCUCUUUUGCGAUAUGCUGCAGUAAACAGAAAUAAAAGACGAUGAAUGGGGAAAUCGAGAGUUCAGUCUCCUCAGACAAUAAGGUCUUGGAGAGCACAGGGAAAGGACCCGUGUUGGAUGUCGGAAUUAAAGGUUCUGGAAUCAGUGUAAAAGGGGAUGAAGAUAAGAUUGUUGCUGCCACGAUUCACUUAGACCACCUUGGCAAAGAAGAUGUGCUGAAAUUACUCAAGAUCAUUCAGCCUUACGAUGAGAACCUCGAAAUUAAGACCAAAGGAGGUCUAAACACCAAAAUGAAACUUGGUGAUCUUCUCUUGAAGGGUGAAACUCCAAAGCUUGCAGAUCCAAACCUUCAAGUGCCAUCAGUUGAAGUCCGUGGGCUGAAUGGAAAGUUAAACUCCCCGAAUAUCAUGGGUGACCUCACAGCUCCACCAGUCAAUGGAGAAAUCCCACAGAUCAAGUUAAAGGGCUCUCUACCUGACGCGACUGUGGGGGAGGGUGGCAAGUUCACAAUGCCAACUGUCGGCUUGUCUGGGCCUAAACUUCAAGGUGCGAAUCUAGAUGGCACCAUCCCAACCCCCAGUGUCAGUGUCUCUUCUCCAACACUGAACUCUCCAGAUGUCUCAGCAGAGGUUAAGAAGCCAGAUGUGAAGUAUAAGGCACCUAAGUUUAAGAUGCCAAACUUCCGUUCUCCUUCUAAAAAAGCAAAAGUAGAUGGGGGUCUGGAAGUGACUACUCCAGAGUUAAAAGCAGAUCUACAAUCCCCAGAUUUUAGUCUGUCAGUCCCAAAGGUUGAUGGAGAUCUCAAAGCACCAGACGUCGAUGUGAAUUUGCCCAAAGCGGAAGUAAAAGGCCCAAACCUGAAGGCAGACAUCCCUGACGUUGAUGUUGAGGCUCCCUCUGGAAAAUUUAAAGUACAUAAGCCCAAAUGGGGUAUCUCAAAGCCUAAGGUAAAGACUCCAAAUGUUGAUGCAAACAUCAAGACACCAGAAGCUGACCUCUCUCUACCAGAUCUCAAAGCUGACGUCAAGUCCCCAGAUGUUAAUGUAGCUUUACCUAAUGCUAAGCUCAGCAGCCCUGACGUAGACAUUGACACACCAAAUCUUGAUGUCAAUGCUCCCUCCGGUAAAAUUAAAUGGCCCAAAUUCAAGAAACCAAAAGGAACACUGAAAGGACCAUCUGUGGACAUUGAUACAGACGUGAAAAGUCCAGACCUGAAUCUAUCUGGCCCCAAAGUGGACGCAGACAUCAGUGCACCAAAUGUUAAUUUAGAUGUACCAGCAGCAAACGUAGAUCUGAGUUUACCCAAGGCAGAGAUAGGAACUCCAGAUGUUGAUCUGAAAGCUCCCAAAAGUAAACGUUAAUGCUCCAUCUGGGAAACACAAGUUCCCUACUGUCAAGCUACCAAAGUUAAACCUACAUAAACCAAAGAUGGA
Molecule: messenger RNA, 1601 nt
Organism: Colossoma macropomum (tambaqui)
Lineage: Eukaryota; Metazoa; Chordata; Actinopteri; Characiformes; Serrasalmidae
Product: neuroblast differentiation-associated protein AHNAK
Exons: 5
Coding region: 210-1529 (439 amino acids)
Biological process (GO): regulation of RNA splicing
Cellular component (GO): costamere; cytoplasm; nucleus
Source: RefSeq, a predicted model, not a curated record